AUGGUAAAUACAGGUCUUCCAGCAGGAUGGGAGGUCCGCCACUCCAACUCCAAGAAUCUUCCUUACUAUUUCAACGCCGGGACUAGGGAGUCACGCUGGGAACCUCCGGCCGAUACCGACAUGGAAUCUCUCAAGGUAUACAUGGCCAAGUACCACAGCGGCGCCGCAGCCUACCCGGACGGUUCGAACCAGGGUGAGGGCAAGAUUCGCUGCAGCCACCUUUUGGUCAAGCACAGGGAUAGUAGACGACCCAGUAGCUGGCGGGAGGCAACCAUUACCCGGACAAAGGAGGAGGCACGUGAGAUUCUCCGCGGGCACCAGCAGCGCAUCAUAAGCGGAGAGAUCACGCUAGGCGAUCUGGCAAUGGCCGAGUCGGACUGUAGUAGUGCCAGAAAGAAGGGCGACCUUGGCUUCUUCGGUCACGGCGAAAUGCAACGAGAAUUCGAAGAGGCAGCGUUUGCCCUGCAGCCAGGCGAGAUCAGUGACAUUGUCGAAUCACAGUCUGGUCUUCAUCUCAUCGAGCGUGUACAGUGA
This is a messenger RNA of Aspergillus calidoustus, 534 nucleotides long. NCBI's taxonomy places the organism in Eukaryota, Fungi, Ascomycota, Eurotiomycetes, Eurotiales, Aspergillaceae. The record is from the annotation of a GenBank genome assembly.